Messenger RNA from Lentinula edodes (shiitake mushroom), 1248 nucleotides. RefSeq names its product delta 9-fatty acid desaturase protein. The record is from RefSeq and is a predicted model, not a curated record. Gene Ontology annotation, molecular function: iron ion binding; stearoyl-CoA 9-desaturase activity. Gene Ontology annotation, cellular component: endoplasmic reticulum membrane. Gene Ontology annotation, biological process: unsaturated fatty acid biosynthetic process. Bases 1 to 1248 code for a protein of 415 amino acids. NCBI's taxonomy places the organism in Eukaryota, Fungi, Basidiomycota, Agaricomycetes, Agaricales, Omphalotaceae. The transcript is spliced from 6 exons.
AUGUCGACGUUUACGAAGGAUUUCCCAACCAUCACUGGCUUACGGUGGUUCAAUAUCGCUGUCCUUAGUAUAACGCCGUCAAUUGCACUCGCUGGCUCGUUAUUGGUUCCUUUCCGAUCCCAAACAGUGUGGUUCUCGGUCCUUCAUUAUGUAUUUACCAUGCUGGGUGAGAACCUCCUUUUUGCCCCUUGCUAUCAUCGCCUGUGGUCUCACAGAGCCUAUACUGCUUCCCUUCCUCUCCAAUGGUUCUUGAUUAUCGGUGGAACCAGCGGUGUUCAGGGGUCUUGUUACUGGUGGGCUCGAGCUCAUCGAUCCCAUCAUCGACAUACCGAUACUGACUUGGAUCCAUACGACUCCAAGCGCGGUCUUUUUUGGACUCAUAUAGGUUGGAUGAUUUUUGAAACAAAUCUACAUACCGGAACAGCAGAUAUCUCGGACCUCAAGAGGGAUUCACUCAUCCAAUUCCAACAUCGUCAGUAUUUUUCGCUUGCGUUAUUGUUCGGAAUUGUGGUCCCGUGGGUCAUUCCGGGGGUUUUCUGGGGCGAUUGGUGGGGAGGAUUCUGCUUUGCCGCUGCUUUACGGCUCACUGUGGCACAUCAUAGUACAUUUUGCAUCAAUUCGAUCGCCCAUUACCUUGGAUCAACACCGUAUGAUGACAGACUAAGCCCCCGUGAUCAUCUACUAUCAGCUUUAUUGACAAUGGGUGAAGGAUAUCACAAUUUUCAUCACCAAUUUCCUAUGGAUUACCGCAACGCGUAUAUGUGGUAUCAGUACGAUCCUACGAAGUGGUUCAUCGCAUUUUGUAGAACAAUUGGCCUUGCAAGAAAUCUACAGAGAUUUCCGAGUAAUGAAAUUCAGAAGGGUGCUCUUACUAUGCAAUUGAAGGCUCUGAAGAAAACUCAAGAUUCGGUCAAAUGGCCGGCUCCAAUUGAAGAAAUACCAGUUGUCAGUUGGGAAACAUUCCAAGAAGAGUCGAAAUCGCGCACACUCAUCCUCGUUUGCGGCUUCAUUCACGAUGUUUCGUCAUUUAUUGAACAACAUCCUGGAGGCCCUCGCUUGCUUACACAAAAUUCAGGUCACGAUAUGACUGCUUCGUUUUUCGGAGGGUUUUAUGCCCAUUCGAACGCUGCUCAUAACUUACUAGCAAUGAUGCGAGUGGGGAUACUCGCUGGGGGUGUAGAAAUGCCCGCGGAGCGUGCGAUCCCCCCCUCACAACAGUUGUAUAUCGCGGAAAGACUUCGACAAUAG